Messenger RNA from Molossus molossus (Pallas's mastiff bat), 1849 nucleotides. RefSeq names its product shisa family member 2 (gene SHISA2). NCBI's taxonomy places the organism in Eukaryota, Metazoa, Chordata, Mammalia, Chiroptera, Molossidae. The record is from RefSeq and is a predicted model, not a curated record. Gene Ontology annotation, cellular component: endoplasmic reticulum. Gene Ontology annotation, biological process: negative regulation of Wnt signaling pathway; negative regulation of fibroblast growth factor receptor signaling pathway. The transcript is spliced from 2 exons. The coding region runs from base 633 to 1517 and encodes 294 amino acids.
GCUGCGCGGCCGGAGCCAUGCGGACCGAGUUCGGAGCUGAGCAGACUAAGCGCGGGCGGUCACUGCACUUGCUGACCGAGGUCCUGCGCGCGCUGCCCGCCUUUUUGGCCCCUUCUAGCCGCCCGAGCGGGGAAUAAAGGAAGGGAGACGCUCCGCGACUUGUGCUCGGGACCCCGAGAUUUAAGCCCUGCGGCAGCCUUCUGGCUCCGGGUCCGCAGCGGCGCUCCCAGCGGUAGUCCGACUGGAGGGAUCAUCCCCUCGGGGAUGCACGGGGGAGGGUCCUCUCGCGGGUGAAGCCUCCAGGGGAUGAGGGACGGCAGCUCCGGGGGCCCUCUGAGUGUGCACCCGAAGAGUUCCAUCAGUGCGAUUCCUCCCCCAAGGUUGCCCCUUCCGGACCGGGCCACCCGGCAGAGGGAGGGCAUGGCUUAGGAGUCUCCGGGCCCAGCAGUCCGGCGUUGUCGGCUCCCGGACGUCGCAGCACGGGGCAGUGGCCCGCGCGGAAAGCGCCGCGGAAGGGACACUCAGUGAAGAGGUCCCGGCCUGAGCACCACAGGGACCCGGGUCUCUGGGCCACGACUUGGUGGAGACCGCACUGCGCCCUCUGGAGACUCGCGGCCCGCGCCCAGGGUGCCAUGUGGGACGGACGCCGCCCGUCCACCUCCUCCCGGAUCGCCGCUUCACUCCUGCAGCUGCUGCUGGCUGCGCUGCUGGUGGCGGGGGCGCGGGCCAGCGGCGAGUACUGCCACGGCUGGCUGGACGCUCAGGGCGUCUGGCGCAUCGGCUUCCAGUGUCCCGAGCGCUUCGACAGCGGCGAUGCCACCAUCUGCUGCGGCAGCUGCGCGUUGCGCUACUGCUGCUCCAGCGCCGAGGCGCGCCUUGACCAGGGCGGUUGCGACAACGACCGCCAGCAGGGCGCCGGCGAGCCUAGCCGUUCGGACAAAGACGGCUCAGAUGGCUCAGCAGUUCCCAUCUACGUGCCAUUCCUCAUCGUUGGGUCUGUGUUUGUUGCCUUCAUCAUCUUGGGGUCCCUCGUGGCUGCCUGUUGCUGCAGAUGUCUCCGGCCUAAGCAGGAGCCCCAGCAGAGCCGGGCCCCGGGGGGCAGCCGCUUGAUGGAGACCAUCCCCAUGAUCCCCAGCGCCAGCACUUCCCGGGGCUCGUCCUCCCGCCAGUCCAGCACGGCCGCCAGCUCCAGCUCCAGCGCCAACUCCGGAGCCCGCGCGCCCCCAACAAGGUCACAGACCAACUGUUGCCUACCUGAGGGGACCAUGAACAACGUGUAUGUCAACAUGCCCACGAAUUUCUCUGUGCUGAACUGUCAGCAGGCCACCCAGAUUGUGCCCCAUCAAGGGCAGUACCUGCACCCCCCGUAUGUGGGUUACACGGUGCAGCACGACUCGGUGCCCAUGACUCCUGUGCCACCUUUCAUGGACGGCCUGCAGACGGGCUACAGGCAGAUCCAGGCCCCCUUCCCUCACACUAACAGUGAACAGAAGAUGUACCCUGCUGUGACCGUGUGACCCCAGGGGCCAGCUGGGUUCCAUUACGAGACGGAGGAAAACAGGGAAGCUGUGGACUUAGCGAGCAUUCUCCAAGUGGAAGUCCACGCACGCCUGCGACCUUGGCGGCACACUGCUUUCGGAGAGCUUCGUUUGCCCCCAAACUGUGUGAAAACGUCUGUCUCUGAAUUAGCUUUUCCGGAUAUGUUUUCUCCCAGUGCAUGAUUGAUUUCUGAUGGGAAAGGGCAUCACCUGGAGAUGCCUGUGUUGUUACCGAUGCUUGUGUGACAAAUGCUUGCGCCCCGAAGUGCCCUCGAGGUAUGGCUGUCAAAAGAAUUUUGUAAACAGAUAGA